AUCAUACCUCCGACCCCCUCAAUAAGGGGGGGGGGGGGGUUGGAGAUUUUCUGGAACUACACAUUGUUAAUAUUAUGGUUCAGUGUGGUCAUAUUAUUCUGCACACGUCAUUUUGAACCGUCUAAGCUGCGCAAUAAAUUCUGAAACGCACUUUUUUAAGGAAUCGCGCGCGGGCUUUUUCUUUUGUUUUUUCGCUUAAAACAAAUUAUUAUAAAGAAACUUCUUCGUAAAUUUUCUUUGUAAAUUCUAAUGGUCAAACACUGCGCGCGUGACUUUUCAUUAAAAGAGUAGCAAAGCUUCUUUUAUUUUUUUUCUCUUUACUUAGAAGUGCUAAUUGCUUUAAUCGACUUCGUUACCGAUUGUUUCUAAAAUCCUAAUUAGAUCGUAAUUGACCCUCGAAUCGUUCUGCUUCGACUUAAAAGUCAAAAGAACCUCAUUCAAAAUGUGCGAAAAACUUGCCGUGAAAACUACAUCAUGACUCGACCAGAGCUUUCACCCUCCCCUCCACGGGGACUGUUGGACCUGUUGGUUUUCAGCGUUUUGCAAUUCGCGAAUAAUCUCUUCGCCAAGGCUUACAAGCGAAGUAGCCUGCAAGCAAAAGUCGUCCCUCUUCAGGCGUAUCGCCGACGUCACCCGAUCCAGGCGCAUGUGCUUUUUCUAUGCACGCUUCCUCUUCUCCUAUUGGCUGGUUUUGGCCUCAGUCUUGGUCUCGUGGCCGCCGCCUGCGCAUGCGUGGUACUGCUUUGUACGCUGAUCGUCUGGUUUGCAGUCGCGCUUACCUGUUCUUCGCCGUUUCUACUUCCCGCUGGAUGCGUUAUUCUUGGGUCUUAUUGCUGUUUUUAUCUUGUCCAAUAUCACAUACUCUAAGGAGUUCUUCCUACGAGCUUGACCUUUUUACGGUCCAUUAUUUCGUAUGUUUAUACUCAAUUUCUAGCCGUAGCCAGUUUUGUUAUUGGACUACCAGGACCUUUAUCACCGAUUGCCUCGCGGCUGUUUAAGAAAUUUCGGAUGCGCUCCUAACGUUCUUAAACAUCUGAUUGGUUAUGGAACAAUCGGAGCAUUUUCGAGAAGUCGUUGGAUGAGAGGUGAACGACCGAGCCCAUUCGGGCGGAUUUCGGAAGAGAGUUCGAGUGUGAUAACAAGCUCGUGUUGCAGCGAUUGCUCAUUUGUCAGUUCCGACGUGUCGGUCCUCUCCUUGUCACGUGAUACAUCAUAUGCAGACAUUCACAACGACGCGGACAGUGAAGGUACCCUUCGCGAGCCUCGCCGCCGUGUGGUCUACCCCCUUUCGAUAACGUACCGCCUGAACUCCUUGCUAGGGGGCCCAUGCAGACUCAUCCCGCGGAGCUGGCUUUCGAGGCUCCUGCUCUUGCCCAUGUGGGUGCCAAUGGUUUAUGUAUGGGUCAUGUGCGCAUGCGCCCUUUUACCAAUUUGCAGCACUGUGCAAGCCACUAAGAGAGCCAUAAUCAAUUGUUGUGGCACGGUUGAACGUCACACGACGUUGCCACCAAUCGUAACGGCCAUUUGGUUUGGCCCAUGUGAGGGGUUUGUCCGAUUCACCCGGACAGUUGGCCGCUCUUUUCAAGCCCUUCCUUUGUGGUUCUACUGCCGACUGGAAGACAUUGCAAGUUAUUUGUUCGGCGUCAGACAGCAGAGAGGCACUUGUGAUUCACGGGUGCGAGAGCAUGGACUCUCCCCACCCCCUCCCCCAUGGCAACUAACCAUCCCCUCCUUGGCAAUCAGGCUUCAGCUGAUGUUUGAUUCCAUUACGGAGAUCCAGGUGCUCUUUGGCGGACUGGUACUGACGUGAUCGUGUCGCGCCCAUAAGAACCUAGAAAGCGGGACCUGUUCAUUCAGAUUGCGCGUGCACGUGCAACUCUUCCGAAAGUAAAGCAUCUAAUUGGUUCACUCCAGUGGAGUUGCGUGAGUAACCAGCGAGCUCGACCACCCAAUCCACACUUGUUGCUCGGUGCAGUGUUGCUCGCUUCUCUGUCGAGCGCUAGGCGAGGGCUGUGUUCUCUACAUGCCGAUGACGUCAUUCCGAACUGUAUCUACAUCGCCAUUCCAUAAUAUCAUCAAUAUGCGAUGUAGAUAGUCACAUGAUAGAGCCACCAGUCACGUGACAAAGCCACCAGUCACGUGAUAAAGCCGCCAGUCACGUGUUAAAGUCACCAGUCACGUGACAAAGCCACCAGUCACGUGAUAAAGUCACCAGUCAACACCAAAGCCACCACUUGUUCGGCCGAGGUCUUUUUUUUAUUUUUUCUAUUUUUUUAUUUUGUUGUUGUUGUUUUAUCGAUAUAACGGUAGCUUGAUAAUCAUCAUUGCGUAUUAAAAUAUUCUCACUAGAACUUGUACUAGCCUCCUCCGUAGGCAUCCUGAGAUUUUUUUUUUCAGUAUUUUUAUGAAUUGGGGUUCCUGUGGCGAGUUGAACCGCAACCGGAAGCCGGAAAAAUGAAAAUCCCUUUUUCCUUUACUCCAGGCCCCACUAUUUCUUGAACACAGGAAGCCCGAAAUCGAAAAAGGAGCCUUUAAUGUUGUAAAGACAGUUCUGUAACGUAGGGUCCUGUAACACGCACGCUUUUAGCUGCAUGCAGUGCAUUUAUCUAAACGAGUGUGUGAGUAUGACAUGACCACUUCAGUUCUUACGUGACUCCAAUCAGUCACUCAAUUACUCACUAACUACUAUCUAUGGGUUAUGCAUGAACUAUCUAGCAAAUUAGUUUUAUUUUAUUAGCUUUGCCUCAAGAUUAAGUACUUCGCUAUAGAAAACCAAAAAUGGGUAAUAAUAUAACACUAUACUAUGGACCCAAGUUAUUAAAACAUAUAUUUAAAAAAAUACACAUAUACAUUAAAGGUAUUUACUGACACGGACUUGCGAGGCUACAUCAAUGGAUACAUUGGCAAAUUGAUUUGAAUGUUCGGGUAUUUCCGCAGUCUGAGACCACAUAGUAUAACAUAAAAUAACUCGCUUGAAGGAGAAAAGGAUUGUUAAUGUAUUGGUUGAGUUCUUCCGCGCGAAAGCCAGCAAGAAGUUAAACUAACUGUCCAAGCUUUACCACAUAUUUAUCAAGCUUUACCGACAGAUUUAUCAGGACAACUCAUUAAAAAUUUGAGAAAAGGAAAAACAACCCAGCAGAGGGAAUGGAGCCAAAAUGUUAUAGAAAAACGUACAUAUGGCAAGGGCCUCACCUGUUAUGUUGUUUUACCUUUGUUGCCGUUGUUGUUGUUCGUUGGGAACAACAUUGUGAGUGUGGAUGCUUCUGUUUAUUGCGACACGAACGCACGCGCCGAAAACCUGCGCGCGCUUUUUGUGUAGUUGUACCUAAAGCCCCAUCUACACUAACAUUUUUAGCUGACAAUUUUUAUGUGACAAUUUUUAUUUGCUAGUGUAGAUGAAGCAAUGUCGGUAAUUUGUAGGUGGCAACUAUAGUUGCUCAAAAGCUGGCAGGUUUGCUUUUUCUCGGCAAUUUAAAAUUGUCACUCAUUAAAAAUUGCUAGUGUAUAUGCCAACAAAUAUAGUUGUUAACUAAAAGUUGUCAACUAAAAGUUGUUAGUGUAGAUGGGGCUUAAGACUUCUCGCAUAUCUACAGCACAUGGAUUCCAAUUGUCAAUUAGACCUUUUUGAGCGGUUUUUGUGUAAGCGGAUCUAGGAGGAGGGUGUUGAGGAUUAAAUCCCACUCCCCCCUAUCCUUUUCAGCUGCCAAAAAAAUUGUUACGUGAAAAAGAUGCCAUAAACAGCAUUUCUCUAAAGUACGUGCAUCUACGCAUCUCUUUUGUUUCCCAGAAAAAAUAGACGUACCAGCGUGAGGUGAAAAAAAAAUUUCUUGAAAAACACCCUGAUUAGGUAGUCGUGUCGCUGUGCUAGUUAUCAUUGUACGCUAUAAAGAGGUUUGCUGUAUAGUACCAGUAAAACAUUUAAAUCUGUCAUUGCCCAUAAUAAAGUGGCUGGUAUAAGGCCAAUAAGGGAUAAA
Nematostella vectensis (starlet sea anemone) is the source of this 3974-nucleotide messenger RNA. RefSeq lists its product as uncharacterized. The transcript is spliced from 5 exons. Bases 1079 to 1810 code for a protein of 243 amino acids. The record is from RefSeq and is a predicted model, not a curated record. Lineage: Eukaryota; Metazoa; Cnidaria; Anthozoa; Actiniaria; Edwardsiidae.